This is a messenger RNA of Pararge aegeria (speckled wood butterfly), 6567 nucleotides long. RefSeq names its product fibroin heavy chain-like (gene FIBH). Bases 1 to 6567 code for a protein of 2188 amino acids. The record is from RefSeq and is a predicted model, not a curated record. Lineage: Eukaryota; Metazoa; Arthropoda; Insecta; Lepidoptera; Nymphalidae. The transcript is spliced from 17 exons.
AUGGCCUUAGAAACGGAGGAGCAGCAGCUUCAGCAGGAUCGGCAGCAUCAACUGGCGCUGGUAAUGGACUCACAGGAUACGGUCUUGGAAAUCAAGGAGCAUGGUUUCCUAGGUCAAGCGAACGGAGGAUCAGCAGCUUCAGCAGGAUCUGCAGCAUCAGCUAGCGCUGGUAAUGGAGUUUCAGGAUUUGGUCCCGGAAAUCAAAGAGCAGUAGCAUCAGCAAAUUCUGCCGCACAAUCAAGUGCUAAUGACUUUGGAAAUGGCCUUAGAAACGAAGGAGCAGCAGCUUCAGCAGGUUCGGCAGCAUCAACUGGCGCUGGAUACGGUCUUGAAACUCAAGGAGCAGGACAAUUAAAUGCUGGCAGUGGUUUCCUAGGUCAAGCGAACGGAGGAUCAGCAGCUUCAGCAGGAUCGGCAGCAUCAACUGGCGCUGGUAAUGGACUCACAGGAUACGGUCUUGGAAAUCAAGGAGCAGUAGCAUCAGCAAAUUCUGCCGCACAAUCAAGUGCUUAUGACUUUGGAAACGCCCUUAGAAACGGAGGAGCAGCAGCUUCAGCAGGAUCGGCAGCAUCAACUGGCGCUGGUAAUGGACUCACAGGAUACGGUCUUGGAUCUCAAGGAGCAGGACAAUUUAAUGCUGGCAGUGGUUUCUUAGGUCAAGCGAACGGAGGAUCAGCAGCUUCAGCAGGAUCUGCAGCAUCAACUAGCGCUGGGAAUGGAGUUUCAGGAUUCGGCCCCGGAAAUCAAAGAGCAGUAGCAUCAGCAAAUUCUGCGGCACAAUCAAGUGCUAUUGACUUUGGAAACGGCCUUAGAAACGAAGGAGCAGCAGCUUCAGCAGCAUCGGCAACAUCAACUGGCGCUGGAUUCGGUCCCGGAAAUCAAAGAGCAGUAGCAUCAGCAAAUUCUGCCGCACAAUCAAGUGCUAAUGACUUUGGAAACGGCGUAAGAAACGGAGGAGCAGCAGCUUCAGCAGGAUCUGCAGCAUCAACUAGCGCUGGUAAUGGAGUUUCAGGAUUCGGUCCCGGUAAUCAAAGAGCAGUAGCAUCAGCAAAUUCUGCCGCCCAAUCAAGUGCUUAUGACUUUGGAAACGGCCUUAGAAACGGAGGAGCAGCAGCUUCAGCAGGAUCGGCAGCAUCAACUGGCGCUGGUAAUGGAAUUUCAGGAUUCGGUCUCGGAAAUCAAAGAGCAGUAGCAUCAGCAAAUUCUGCCGCACAAUCAAGUGCUAAUGGCUUUAGAAACGGCCUUAGAAACGGAGGAGCAGCAGCUUCAGCAGGAUCGGCAGCAUCAACUGGCGCUGGUAAUGGACUCACAGGAUUCGGUCUCGGAAAUCAAAGAACAGUAGCAUCAGCAAAUUCUGCCGCACAAUCAAGUGCUAAUGGCUUUAGAAACGGCCUUAGAAACGGAGGAGCAGCAGCUUCAGCAGGAUCGGCAGCAUCAACUGGCGCUGGUAAUGGAGUGUUUAGAAAUGGUCCUGUGGAUCAAGGAGCAGGGGCUAGAGCAUCAUCUGAAGCACACUCAAAUGCUUAUAACUACAGACGCGGAGAAUUCUUUGGGCCUUAUGGCAUUCAAAAAAUCUAUUAUCUACCUCCUCCUCUGAAGCACAAUCAAGUGCUUAUGACUUUGGAAAUGGCCUUAGAAACGGAGGAGCAGCAGCUUCAGCAGGAUCGGCAGCAUCAACUGGCGCUGGUAAUGGACUCACAGGAUACGGUCUUGGAAAUCAAGGAGCAAAACGGAGGAGCAGCAGCUGCAGCAGGAUCAGCAGCAUCAACUGGCGCUGGUAAUGGACUCACAGGAUACGGUCUUGGAUCUCAAGGAGCAGGACAAUUUAAUGCUGGCAGUGGUUUCUUAGGUCAAGCGAACGGAGGAUCAGCAGCUUCAGCAGGAUCUGCAGCAUCAACUAGCGCUGCAGCUUCAGCAGGAUCGGCAGCAUCAACUGGCGCUGGUAAUGGACUCACAGGAUACGGUCUUGGAAAUCAAGGAGCAGGACAAUUGAAUGCUGGCAGUGGUUUCUUAGGUCAAGCGAACGGAGGAUCAGCAGCUUCAGCAGGAUCUGCAGCAUCAACUAGCGCUGGUAAUGGAGUUUCAGGAUUCGGUCCCGGAAAUCAAAGAGCAGUAGCAUCAGCAAAUUCUGCCGCACAAUCAAGUGCUAAUGACUUUAGAAACGGCCUGAGAAACGGAGGAGCAGCAGCUUCAGCAGGAUCGGCAGCAUCAACUAGCGCUGGUAAUGGAGUGUUUGGAAAUGGUCCUGUGGAUCAAGGAGCAGGGGCUAGAGCAUCAUCUGAAGCACACUCAAAUGCUUAUAACUACAGACGCGGAGAAUUCUUUGGGCCUUAUGGCAUUCAAAAAAUCUAUGUAGAUACCGACUACCUACCAGCAUAUGAAUCAAUAAAUUCCGCAGUAUCUACCUCUUCCUCUGAAGCACAAUCAAGUGCUAAUGACUUUGGAAAUGGCCUUAGAAACGGAGGAGCAGCAGCUUCAGCAGGAUCGGCAGCAUCAACUGGCGCUGGAGCAGCAGCUUCAGCAGGAUCUGCAGCAUCAACUAGCGCUGCAGCUUCAGCAGGAUCGGCAGCAUCAACUGGCGCUGGUAAUGGACUCACAGGAUACGGUCUUGGAUCUCAAGGAGCAGGACAAUUUAAUGCUGGCAGUGGUUUCUUAGGUCAAGCGAACGGAGGAUCAGCAGCUUCAGCAGGAUCUACAGCAUCAACUAGCGCUGGUAAUGGAGUUUCAGGAUUCGGUCCUGGAAAUCAAAGAGCAGUAGCAUCAGCAAAUUCUGCCGCACAAUCAAGUGCUAAUGACUUUAGAAACGGCCUUAGAAACGGAGGAGCAGCAGCUUCAGCAGGAUCGGCAGCAUCAACCGGCGCUGGUAAUGGAGUGUUUGGAAAUGGUCCUUUGGAUCAAGGAGCAGGGGCUAGAGCAUCAUCUGAAGCACACUCAAAUGCUUAUAACUACAGACGCGGAGAAUUCUUUGGGCCUUAUGGCAUUCAAAAAAUCUAUGUAGAUACCGACUACCUACCAGCAUAUGAAUCAAUAAAUUCCGCAGUAUCUACCUCCUCCUCUGAAGCACAAUCAAGUGCUAAUGACUUUGGAAAUGGCCUUAGAAACGGAGGAGCAGCAGCUUCAGCAGGAUCGGCAGCAUUAACUGGCGCUGGAUUCGGUCCCGGAAAUCAAAGAGCAGUAGCAUCAGCAAAUUCUGCCGCCCAAUCAAAUGCUUAUGACUUUGGAAACGGCCUUAGAAACGGAGGAGCAGCAGCUUCAGCAGGAUCUGCAGCAUCACCUAGCGCUGGUAAUGGAGUUUCAGGAUUCGGUCCCGGAAAUCAAAGAGCAGUAGCAACUGCAAAUUCUGCCGCCCAAUCAAGUGCUUAUGACUUUGGAAACGGCCUUAGAAACGGAGGAGCAGUAGCUUCAGCAGGAUCUGCAGCAUCAACUAGCGCUGGUAAUGGAGUUUCAGGAUUCGGUCCCGGAAAUCAAAGAGCAGUAGCAUCAGCAAAUUCUGCCGCACAAUCAAGUGCUUAUGACUUUGGAAAUGGCCUUAGAAACGGAGGAGCAGCAGCUUCAGCAGGAUCGGCAGCAUCAACUGGCGCUGGAUACGGUCUUGGAAAUCAAGGAGCAGGACAAUUGAAUGCUGGCAGUGGUUUCUUAGGUCAAGCGAACGGAGUAUCAGCAGCUUCAGCAGGAUCUGCAGCAUCAACUAGCGCUGGUAAUGGAGUUUCAGGAUUCGGUCCCGGAAAUCAAAGAGCAGUAGCAUCAGCAAAUUCUGCCGCACAAUCAAGUGCUAAUUACUUUAGAAACGGCCUGAGAAACGGAGGAGCAGCAGCUUCAGCAGGAUCGGCAGCAUCAACUAGCGCUGGUAAUGGAGUGUUUGGAAAUGGUCCUGUGGAUCAAGGAGCAGGGGCUAGAGCAUCAUCUGAAGCACACUCAAAUGCUUAUAACUACAGACGCGGAGAAUUCUUUGGGCCUUAUGGCAUUCAAAAAAUCUAUGUAGAUACCGACUACCUACCAGCAUAUGAAUCAAUAAAUUCCGCAGUAUCUACCUCCUCCUCUGAAGCACAAUCAAGUGCUAAUGACUUUGGAAAUGGCCUUAGAAACGGAGGAGCAGCAGCUUCAGCAGGAUCGGCAGCAUCAACUGGCGCUGAAUUCGGUCCCGGAAAUCAAAGAGCAGUAGCAUCAGCAAAUUCUGCCGCCCAAUCAAGUGCUUAUGACUUUGGAAACGGCCUUAGAAACGGAGGAGCAGCAGCUUCAGCAGGAUCUGCAGCAUCAACUAGCGCUGCAGCUUCAGCAGGAUCGGCAGCAUCAACUGGCGCUGGUAAUGGACUCACAGGAUACGGUCUUGGAAAUCAAGGAGCAGUAGCAUCAGCAAAUUCUCAGCAGCUUCAGCAGGAUCGGCAGCAUCAACUGGCGCUGGUAAUGGACUCACAGGAUACGGUCUUGGAAAUCAAGGAGCAAAACGGAGGAGCAGCAGCUUCAGCAGGAUCGGCAGCAUCAACUGGCGCUGGUAAUGGACUUACAGGAUACGGUCUUGGAAAUCAAGGAGCAGGACAAUUGAAUGCUGGCAGUGGUUUCUUAGGUCAAGCGAACGGAGGAUCAGCAGCUUCAGCAGGAUCUGCAGCAUCAACUAGCGCUGGUAAUGGAGUUUCAGGAUUCGGUCCCGGAAAUCAAAGAGCAGUAGCAUCAGCAAAUUCUGCCGCACAAUCAAGUGCUAAUGACUUUAGAAACGGCCUGAGAAACGGAGGAGCAGCAGCUUCAGCAGGAUCGGCAGCAUCAACUAGCGCUGCAGCUUCAGCAGGAUCGGCAGCAUCAACUGGCGCUGGUAAUGGACUUACAGGAUACGGUCUUGGAAAUCAAGGAGCAGGACAAUUGAAUGCUGGCAGUGGUUUCUUAGGUCAAGCGAACGGAGGAUCAGCAGCUUCAGCAGGAUCUGCAGCAUCAACUAGCGCUGGUAAUGGAGUUUCAGGAUUCGGUCCCGGAAAUCAAAGAGCAGUAGCAUCAGCAAAUUCUGCCGCACAAUCAAGUGCUAAUGACUUUAGAAACGGCCUGAGAAACGGAGGAGCAGCAGCUUCAGCAGGAUCGGCAGCAUCAACUAGCGCUGGUAAUGGAGUGUUUGGAAAUGGUCCUGUGGAUCAAGGAGCAGGGGCUAGAGCAUCAUCUGAAGCACACUCAAAUGCUUAUAACUACAGACGCGGAGAAUUCUUUGGGCCUUAUGGCAUUCAAAAAAUCUAUGUAGAUACCGACUACCUACCAGCAUAUGAAUCAAUAAAUUCCGCAGUAUCUACCUCCUCCUCUGAAGCACAAUCAAGUGCUAAUGACUUUGGAAAUGGCCUUAGAAACGGAGGAGCAGCAGCUUCAGCAGGAUCGGCAGCAUCAACUGGCGCUGGUCAAGCGAACGGAGGAUCAGCAGCUUCAGCAGGAUCUGCAGCAUCAACUAUCGCUGGUAAUGGAGUUUCAGGAUUCGGUCCCGGAAAUCAAAGAGCAGUUGCGUCAGCAAAUUCUGCCGCACAAUCAAGUGCUAAUGACUUUGGAAACGGCCUUAAAAACGGAGGAGCAGCAGCUUCAGCAGGAUCGGCAGCAUCAACUGUCACUGGUAAUGGACUCACAGGAUACGGUCUUGGAAAUCAAGGAGCAGGACCAUCAAAUGCUGGCAGUGGUUUCUUAGGUCAAGCGAACGGAGGAUCAGCAGCUUCAGCAGGAUCUGCAGCAUCAACUAGUGCUGGUAAUGGAGUUUCAGGAUUCGGUCCCGGAAAUCAAAGAGCAGUAGCAUCAGCAACAUCUGUAGCACAAUCAAAUGAUUACGACCACGGAGUUCUACCGGCAUAUGAAUCAUUAAGUUCUUCAAAAACUUCUUCAGCAACAUCUGCUUCAAAUGCCUACAAUUACAGACAUUUCUAUGGACCUCAGCGAAAACAACACAUUGUGUUUGAAACUAAUUUCAUGCCAGGAUACUCAGCACUAUCGGACACUGGUUACGAGCGUUCAGAAUACGGUUCAUCAAUACCUGCAGCAUCCGGAACCACCACUUACGCUGAUAAUGGAGUACCAGGAUUCAAUCGCGGAAAUCAAGGAGCAGAAGCUUCAUCGACAUCCUUAGCAGUUAUAAACGGAGAUAGCACACGUCAAGAAUACAGUGACGGAAACAUUGGAUCAGAAACUUCAACAUCUGCAGUGUCGACAGCAGCUUCUUACGGACCAGUUAACAAAGGAUCGGCCGACUCUGAUCUCGAAUACUAUGGUUUAAAUAAUAAUUUACAACAGAAUGUGAUAUUAUCAACAAGUGAAACAAGAACAGCAGCAGUUACUCCUGAUGCAGUUACCUUAAAUUAUAAUACACCUUCAACAAGUCUUAACGGUUAUGGUCCUCAAGUUAUAACACCUUAUGGAUAUCAAAGACCUCAAUCUUUUAUUACUGUUACAAAGGAAGGUGAUUCAGGAUCAGCAGCUUCUUUGAGUAGUUCAGCACCUGUCUUUAUUGCUUCAGAUCAAGGAAGGAAGCGAGUUCGGCAGACUUGUCGACUUAGACGCAGUCAAUACGCUGUAAGAAUAGGCAGAAAAGGUCAACCGUGUAUGACUUGUUAA